UUCACGACACCGUCUUUACGACACCGCACUCCGCUCCUCGUCUCCCUGCUUCAACAUGGCCUCGUCGUUCUGGAAAGGUGUUGUCGGUGUCGGACUCUUCGCUUUAGCUCACGCAGCUUUCUCUGCGGCGCAGCAUCGAUCAUACAUGAGACUCACGGAGAAGGAAAACGAGACACUACCAGUCGAUAUUGUAUUACAGACCUUGUUAUCGUUUGUGAUGACCUGUUAUGGUAUUGUCCACAUUGCUGGAGAGUUCAAAGACAUGGACGCUUCCUCGGAGCUGAAAAACAAAACAUUUGAUACACUGAGGAACCACCCAUCCUUUUACCUUUUCAAUCACCGGGGGCGGGUGCUAUUCCGCUCGCCUGAGGAGGAGCCGUCCUCUGUACGCAACCAGCAGGCUCUUCCCAACCCCAUACGGCUACGCAAGCUGGAGCAUUUGCACUGAGGCUGGCCUCUCCUGCCUGUAACCUCCUCAACGUCAGAUAUUUGUUUUUGUUUAGGCAGAGAGGGAAGUGAGAAUUCAUCUUCCUCUACUUUAAUUUGUAUUUGUACAUAAACUAAUAUGCUGUCCAAACGCGCAUCUCUGUCCAUAAAAGUGGUCACCACCAUAUUCAACACUGACUGUGCCAACCCUUCAAUUUUUCAAGCAGAUUUGUUUGUAUAUACAGUAUGUAAACGCUUUGGAGUCUUAAGAUACAGAGUCAUCUUCCCUUUUUGUCCCUUCUGAACUGAAGUGGGAUCUUGCUGUCCUUUAUAUAUUCUUUGUAUGAGGGGCAUUCAAAAAACGCCUGUUCUGUUACUGUUUCAUUUCAUCUACACGUCAGUCUUCAGGAGCCGUCUGGGCAAAAUAUUGUCAACUGAAAUGAGUUUUGUUGUAUGAACUGGAGCCUUUUGUAUUUCCUUGAUGAUUUCCUGGAAGCAUAGAGGCUCAUUUGUAGAUCCUGUAUACAUUAAAGAGGUUUGAUUUGUGACUGGAAACCGACUCGAGGUUGAAGUGUGAGAACAGAAAACAUUAGGCCCGCCGUUCUAAUGAGACUGAACACUAUGGUGAGCUAGAAAGAAAAGGUACAUUCAUUAGGGUGAAGUUUUAUUUUUUCCUUCAUUUUCCAUUUUAAGAUUUAACAUGUUUUUAAUUUAAUAAAAUGCAUACUGAUUUUA
This is a messenger RNA of Morone saxatilis (striped sea-bass), 1161 nucleotides long. It is a transcript of the gene mmgt1, whose product is annotated as membrane magnesium transporter 1. Lineage: Eukaryota; Metazoa; Chordata; Actinopteri; Moronidae. The record is from RefSeq and is a predicted model, not a curated record. The coding region runs from base 56 to 448 and encodes 130 amino acids. Gene Ontology annotation, cellular component: Golgi apparatus; early endosome; plasma membrane. The transcript has 4 exons.